AUGUUUAUAUUGUUUGUAACUUUAUUUGUAAAAAUUACUGGCUAUGCACAAGAGUACUAUGGAGAAGCCAGUCAAAGUGCUUAUGACCAGGGACAAUCCGUUGACUCAGGAUGGGGACAGAGUGGCAGGAGAGGCACUUCUCGAGGCAGUUAUAGGGGUGCUAAUAGAGGCAGAGGCUAUGAUGGCGGCUACGGUGGAGGCGAAGGCAGUGGAAGUUCGGGCGGUGGAAUAGAUCGUAGCUAUGGAGGUGACCAACGAGGCGGUUUUAACAAAGGUGAUGGUAGCUUUAUUCAAUCGUAUACAAUUUUUGUAUCGCAAAUGGAUUCCAGCCUAACUGAAGAAGAUAUUGCGGCUCAUUUUGGAUCAAUUGGUGUCAUUAGGAUUGACAGCAAGAUUCAGUUGAAAACUCUGGCUCCAGCUCAGAAGCGUCUGCAGAAAGUGCCGAGAAAGCAACUGAGCCGGCUGAAGCGGUUGAAGAAAGAGCCCCUUUGGCCCCUGUUUCAUGGAACCUUCCAAGCUGAAGCGCGAAAGGAAGAAAAGAAAAUCGAUAAACCUCAACCAGAAAAGCCGCAACCAUAA
Molecule: messenger RNA, 579 nt
Organism: Ceutorhynchus assimilis (cabbage seed weevil)
Lineage: Eukaryota; Metazoa; Arthropoda; Insecta; Coleoptera; Curculionidae
Source: the annotation of a GenBank genome assembly